Molecule: messenger RNA, 1288 nt
Organism: Phalaenopsis equestris
Lineage: Eukaryota; Viridiplantae; Streptophyta; Magnoliopsida; Asparagales; Orchidaceae
Product: PHD finger protein ALFIN-LIKE 5-like
Exons: 5
Coding region: 162-911 (249 amino acids)
Biological process (GO): regulation of DNA-templated transcription
Cellular component (GO): nucleus
Molecular function (GO): transcription cis-regulatory region binding; transcription coregulator activity; histone binding
Source: RefSeq, a predicted model, not a curated record
AUCUGAAGCGGUGAAUAGUUUCCAUCUGCGUUCUCGCGUAGUUGGCUUUUUCAUCGUUUCCCUCCCCCUACACCAUUGAUAGCAUUCUCACCUCUGAAACCCUUUCAAAUCCCUUGCAGACCUCAAUUUCUCUCUAUUCUCUCUCUCUCUCGAAUUCUUCCAUGGACGGCAAUUACACCCCUUAUAAUCCCCGCUCGGUGGAUGAAGUUUUCAAGGACUUCAAGGGCCGGCGAGCCGGCCUGAUUAAAGCCCUCACCAACGAUGUGGACGAUUUCUACCAGCAGUGCGAUCCAGAUAAGGAAAAUCUGUGUCUUUAUGGGUUUCCCAGCGAGCAGUGGGAAGUUAAUCUUCCUGCAGAAGAGAUCCCACCAGAGAUACCUGAGCCUGCUUUGGGAAUUAACUUUGCUAGGGAUGGAAUGCGAGAGGAAGAUUGGUUAUCGCUAGUUGCAGUACACAGUGAUGCAUGGCUAAUUUCUGUUGCUUUCUAUUUUGGUUCGAGGUUUGGAUUUGAUAGAGCUGAAAGCGUGCAUCAGAACCUCAGACCAUUACUAACACAAGGGGAUUACAGCAACAGGAAGAAGAGGAUGAAGAUGUGGAUGAAGAGGAGGAAGAAGAUGAGCAUGCGGAUGCCCUUUGUGGUGCAUGUGGGGAAAAUUAUGGCUCUGGCGAGUUCUGGAUAUGCUGCGAUGUCUGUGAGAAGUGGUUCCAUGGCAAAUGUGUUAAGAUUACACCUGCAAAAGCUGAACACAUCAAGCAAUACAAGUGCCCUACUUGUAGUAGCAACAAAAGAUCUCGCCCUUCUUGAAGAUCGCUGUUGCUCAAUCUGGUGCAAAGGGCGUCGAAGAAGGCAGAGACAGAAUCGUGGGCAACUAUGUACUUGUCUUGCGAACGGAGAAUGCCAUAAUCAGUAAGAAACUGCUUAAUCCAUUCAAAGCUCUGCUCGCUAAGGCUGCCCUUGAUCAAAAAAAUAAGAUUGUUGGAGUAAGGAUUAUUUACAAGAAAAUUCAUUUCAGUAUUAUUAGAUUUAAAUUGCAGUUUAUGGCUAUAUUUGCAAUUUUCAGUAUCAGAAGAACAAUUUUGUGAUAAUGCAUGAUUGUUAGUGUAUAGAGCGUUUCAAUUUUAGGAUGUUAUAGUAUUGGCAAUGAAUUAUUGCAAUUGAGUUUCUCUUAACCGUGUUGUAGAGGUCUGAGGAUAGCCUAUAUAUUUAUAUAUGGGGCAUUUACAUACAUACCCCCAACUCGUAUAUAUUUACAUAGCUAAUGCUGUACAUUUCACUGUUUACUUUUAU